CUGUAUUGUCCCAGCUGUUGAAGACUACGCUGUGCUCCUCGCUCCACUCUGCUCAGUGACUUUAAAAUUUGCAUCUCUUUAUUUUACUUGCACUUGAGAAGAUUUCAAGUGUAACAUACAAAUUGAACACUAAAGGUGAUGAAAAGAUUUUCAGAUAAUUAAAUAUGAAGCAUGACGCGAUAACAUUUUGAAAAGUGUAAACUGAAAGAGAAAUUAUGAAAAUAAGUGAUAGAGUUACCUGAUUCAAGAGGCCAGGCGCCAGGCUCCUCCUGCUGGAGUGAUGAAGCAGUCGGUGAGGAGAGCCAUGGUGGGCCUCCUGCUGGCGACACAGCGGAGGUGGGCGGCCAUGGGCGUGACGACGCUCCUCUGGGGCGUGGGCGUCCUGUGCGUGUUCAUCCUGUAUCUUGCGUACAUGCAACCCACAGGUGUACAUGUCGUGUGUGAGUGUGGGAGGGAGGUGGAGACGGCGGAGAGGGCUGCCAGGCACCUUCCUCACCUCAUGGCUGAACUGGACCCGGCCUCUAACAGGACGGCGGAAGAGGCCGCGGAGGCGUGGCACCCGUCCCUGGCGGUGAAGUUCCUGGUGGCGCAGGAGAACAGGGGCUCCCGCUGCCACGUCACCCCGGGGCUCUUCUCCGUCAGGCACUCCAACCUCUACUGGCAGGAGGCACUCGUCUCAUCCACCACCUUCCUUAUCUACGGUGCCUACUACGACCCCAGGGAUCACCACGAAGGGCCGCUGGUGAGAGUGUUAGUGAUGGUGGAGGAGCCCUGGCCGCCCACACCCACCUGUCACCUCUGGUACUCCACCGACGCAGUACCCACAGCCACCAAGGCCAUACGCAUGGAUUAUAUCCACUGGCAAGAGCCCCUCGCAGGACAUUGGAUGCCUUACCUUGUGACUUGUCGCGCCAGGAGUGACUCCAAGGGCAUGCCGGAGGUGGUGUCCCUGGUGUCUCACGCCUGCGACCAGUCCACCAACGCCCUCAGGGUCUACCACCACCAGCAGCAACAGCAGCAGCAACAACAGGAGCACCAGCAGGAGUCAGGAGAAGAGCAAGAGGAAGAACAAGCCGAGUCGUCAACAGGAGAAAAGAAGGAUCUCGCCCUGUGCCAUAAAUUCAUCUUUAACCCCAGCAAGGACUUCUCCAAGAGACUGGUGGAGUGGCUGGAGGCGGCGCGGGCGUGGGGGGUGGACGAGGUGACCGUCUACGAGGGAGGAAGCGUCCACCCAAACGUCAGCAGCGUCCUGCAACACUAUCAGCACCAGGGCUUCCUCCACCUGCUCCCCUGGACCAACCCGGGCUUCCACCCCUCCAUACCUCACCUGAACCGUGCCCUCUACGAUACCCAGAGAUAUGACUUAUUCACGAUGGAGAACGUGCCCUACACGGACUGCCUUCUGCGCCACAUCAACACCCACAGGUAUGUGGGCGUGUGGGACAUGGAUGAGUUUGUGCUACCCACCGCCCACGCCUCCAUCCCGGCCAUGCUGGACGAGGCCAAAGCCAGGGCAGAGUCCCUGGGCCUUCGACCAACUUCCUACCUCGCCCGCUGCUCCUACUACUUCGAUGACCAGUCUGAGGAGCCCUCCGAUGAUCUACCAGAGUACCUGCACCUGCUGCGCCAUGUUACCCGCACCGUCAAGAUAACACCUCUCGGAGUUUUCACCAAGUCCCUCCACGACACUUCCAACGCCCUCGCCCUCCACGCCCACUUCGCCCUCUUCAACCUCAAUGGUACGGUAGAUCGGAAUCGCGAUCUGUACCAUCUUUACCCAGGGAACGAGGCCCAUCUUGCACAUUACAGGGCCAAGUGCCAAGGUGAGAGCCAGGAGGAGUGUCAGACGGACUUCCGGCCAUUCCAGACUCGUGACACCACCAUGUGGAGACACCGGCACGCCAUCACACGCGCCACCACACAAGUCCUCCUCGCGCUGAGACUUAUCCCGCCUUGAAGUGGUUAAUUGUGAGGACACGCAGAGGCGACCGUAAAUAGCUCUCCAAGAUAAUGCACAAGAGAGGAAAACAGGUAAAUUAAGUCAUAAAAGUGCUUCCUUCCUCUAGUGAGAUUAAGAAGUCAUUCAUAGCAAAGCAGAAGAGAAUGACAAUGUACACCAAGAUCCUUGCUUGGGACUUUCCUUAUCCCACACUCUUCCGCUUCAACCUUCACAUUUCUCAGUACUGAUUUUUGUGUUCACAAUUAGAUUUGGUAAUAAAUUAACUUAAUAAAUACCCUAAGGAAAUAUU
This is a messenger RNA of Procambarus clarkii (red swamp crayfish), 2249 nucleotides long. The record is from RefSeq and is a predicted model, not a curated record. Lineage: Eukaryota; Metazoa; Arthropoda; Malacostraca; Decapoda; Cambaridae.